This is a messenger RNA of Dermacentor andersoni, 3071 nucleotides long. The record is from RefSeq and is a predicted model, not a curated record. Lineage: Eukaryota; Metazoa; Arthropoda; Arachnida; Ixodida; Ixodidae.
ACUGUUGCACCAUGCCAAGCCCAUUCCCCAGGUGCUAUCACCACGGAUGCUGCGUUGGACCCUCAUGUUAUCAGCAUAUGACUAUGAAAUUGAGUAUCGGCCAGCAGAGAAGCUUUCCAAUGCUGACGCAUUCAGUCGUUUACCACUGAGGGCCAGUAAGGCGGAGAAAGAGGAGCAGCGUCUUUGGGAAGUAGGAAUGCUAGAAAUGGCACCAGAAGUAACAUGGAACUCUAGGAAGGCGGCAAGUUUUACGUCAAGGGACAAGCUGUUGGCUAGAGUCUGCAAUUGGGUGCAGCAUGGGUGGCCAGAGGGCAAGCUACCGGAAGAGUUUGGAGCAUUUGUGAUCCGCAAGCAUGAACUGUCGGUGUACCAAGGUUGUUUGCUGUGGGGCAGUCGUGUGGUCAUUCCAGAGCCAGCUCGACCAUAUGUCAUGGACAUUCUUCACACAGCUCAUCCAGGAAUUGUCAAGAUGAAGGGGCUCGCCAGAGGAGCCGUGUGGUGGCCAGGAAUUGACAGAGAUGUUGAGCAGAAAGUGAGGGACUGUGCACGUUGUCAAGAAUCCAGGUCUGCGCCAGCAGCUGCAAAAAUUCACCCUUGGGAAUUCACCAAGCGUCCUUGGACAAGACUACAUAUCGAUUUUGCUGGGCCAUUCCAAGGCAACGUCUUCCUCAUUGUGGUGGACUCUCACUCAAAGUGGUUGGAAGUGUGCCGAAUGACUUCCAUGUCGGCAGCUGCAGUUUGUGCGAAGCUUCGUUUUCUUUUUGCUACCCAUGGCAUUCCAGAAACUGUUGUUUCGGAUAAUGGAACUGCAUUUUGUUCGGAGGAGUUCAGAGACUUCAUGUGCCGAAAUCAAAUCCGACAUUUGACCGUUGCCCCAUAUCACCCUUCUUCAAAUGGUCAAGCAGAGCGGAUGGUGCGCGAAACCAAGGAAGUACUCAAGCGCAUGGUUGGAGGCAAUAUCGACACACGUCUGGCUAGGUUUUUAAUGACUCAGCAUAUCCUGCCUCGUGCUACAACAGGCAAAAGCCCAGCCGAAUCGCUAAUGGGCAGAAAACUUUCAACUGUGUUAGAGCGUCUGCAUCCUGACCUGCAGUCCAGUGUGCAGCAGAAACAAGAGCAGGUGAUGCAACGCCGUAACCAGGCAGUGCGACUGUUUGAAGUGGGGGAUCGAGUGUUUCUGCGCAACUAUCUCUAUGGGCCCAAGUGGUUGCCAGGCAUUGUGGAUUCUGUCACUGGACCAGUGUCGUACUUGGUCGUCACCAAGGAUGGACGUCGGUGGAGACGGCAUGUUGACCAACUCAGAAGUCGUUCUGCCAGCUACGCAUUGGACAGUUCCACUUCUGGAAUGUGCGAGGAGGAGGAAUCGUUGGUUGCUUCCCCGGCAGGGUGUUCCGAAAGUGGCAUUCCUUCAAGCCCAGAGGACCCUGGAAGACGGGACCAAAGAGAAAUACGAGAGGAGGCUGCAACACCCAGUACCGAACCUGUUUCCUGUGGUGAGGACAGUGAAGUGAGCGCAUCCCUUCAAGUCCAGCGACCACAGCGCCAACGCAGCCGUCCUGCGUAUCUGAAGGACUUCGUGACGUAGGGGGGAGGAGUGUUAUAGCGGGACAAUCUUGGGGCUAAGCAACCCUGUGUUACCAUGUGUCACGUGACGGUGGCUUCCCACCAGUCUGUACCCGGCCUCCGGCAAUAAAGGAUGUAACAGUAUCACUUCCGAGUCUACACAGUCAGCAGUCGUCUCUGAUUCUGUGGGGGAAUCGGUAGCCUCCCAGGACUUGUUGGGACGUCGAGAGGAGCUUCCUGGGCAACCCUCUCCAGCUUUGAGCGACACCCACAUUCAAUUGUCCGACCAACGGGAGGGAAAUAGUAGUAGGACGACUGGGUCUUCGAAGUCGACCGAUACGCGUCGCAACCCCCAAAGUUCUUCUGAGGUACGCACACGUCCUCAUCGUGACAGAAAACGGCCUCCGUGGCUCGAUGAUUAUGUUUCUUGAAUGUAGAGCGUAUUGCCGUCUUCGAAAUGCCACGGCUAGGGGCCUCGCUGUGACAUUUAGGAGACAGUUCACAUGUUUCGUUCACACAGGUAUAAAAUGUGUUCCUUGUUGCGGUGCAGUGAGUCUUGUGCCGUGUUCCUUGUCAGAUUUUGUUUUGACUGACUGCCUGUGUUUUGGUGCCCCAAGUCUGGUGCGCGUGUGGACUUGGGCGGGAACGAACUGAGCUUGUUGUGGACUUAAGUGCGUGCCUUGUGUGCGACUGGUGCGCGUGUGUGUGAACGUGGGGGGGAACGAACUGAGUUUGUCUUUGGACAUAAGUGCGCGUCUUGUGUGCGCGUUUCACUGUAUGCUUACUUUGUUUCCAGGGGGGGAUGAUGUGGUAUAGUGUCUCCCCCUGCCAGAUCUCCGUGUCUCCCUCUCUGCGUCGGCGCUCGCCGUGCGUUCGCUGGGCGCGGGCCCCCGCUUGCCUGCAGCUGCCGACACAACACUCUCCCUGUGAGCACACACGAUGUUACUGUUCACUUUUUAUGAUUUGUUAGGAGAGGUUGAAUUGAGUUGCUGUGAAUGGCCUCUUUAUGGUGUAAAUUCUUAUGUGACCGGCCCUGAUGCAUCAUACCUAGCUAUCAUUGCAAACUUGCCCAUUUUGCAUUGCUGUGGUUAGCACAUAAUUUGCAUUAUGGUGUGGGUUCAGUUCAUAGAGGGCAUGUGGAUAAACAGGGGCCUCUGGCAGAUUACUUUUUCUUGAAGUGCAGAUAAUCAAACUGGUAUUGGUGACAAAUCUGACCAGUCAAUAUACAAUAAAGGUCACGCUUGUUCCAUAAUAUGCCAGUCAAAACAUGCCAUUUGAAACUUUAGACGUGCUACGGCCAUCAACCUGCCGGGUUGACUGACAUGCCACCAUGAAGAAACAUGAUUGAAACUUUGCUUCAAUAUGUCAUCUGUCACUUGCUAAGAGUGUUACAAACAGUGAACCUUGUUGAAAAUAGAUACCAAUUGGAAAUUUUCAUUUGGUUUUGCUCAAGCCGCAUUCACACAUCUGCCUUCUUGUUGUGGCGCUUGGGAAGCCAGUGCUUGAGG